AUGGCGACGAACCUCGUGUGCCGGGUUCAUCCUGUGGUGUUGUUUAGCAUUAUUGACUCAUACGAAAGGCGAAAUGAAGACGCAAAAAGGGUGAUCGGGACACUACUAGGAGUAUAUGACAAAGGUGCUGUGGAGGUUACCAAUUGCUUUGCUGUCCCUCACAAUGAGUCUGAAGAUGAGGUUGCAGCAGACUUGGAAUAUGCCAGAAACAUGUUUGAACUGCACAAGAAAGUCAAUGCAGCAGAAGUUAUUGUUGGCUGGUACUCUACUGGAUCUGAGGUGUCAGAACAUUCUGUGCUGAUCCAUGAGUACUAUGCUCGUGAGGCUAAAAAUCCUGUACAUCUCACUGUUGAUACAACACUUAAGGGCAGCAAAAUGGAUGUGAAAGCUUAUAUAAGUACCCCCAUUGGUGUGCCUAACAAAACCAUGGGCUGUAUGUUUACCUCUGUGCAAGUGGAGACCAUCACUUAUGAACCAGAGAGAGUAGGCGUGGAUUUGAUUCAGCAGGGGAAGUUGAACCCUAAACGCAGUGUUGCCAUGGUUACAGACCUCCAGCAAGUAGAAAAUGCUUGCACCUCCCUGCAAGACAAACUAGCCAUGGUGAUGUCAUAUGUAGAAGAUGUUUUGUCAAAUAAGAUCCCAGCAGACAACAGAAUCGGCAGACAUUUAUUGGAACUGACAACAAAUGUUCCACAGAUUGCUCCGGAGGAGUUUGAAUCUAUGUUGAAUUCAAAUAUGAAGGAUCUGUUGAUGGUGGUGUACCUCGCCAACCUGACAAGAACACAACUGGCACUGAACGAAAAACUCUCCUCCCUAUCAUUGUAAUAUUAUUUAUUGUGAUUCAUUAUCAUCGUAAACAUGUAAUAAAGGACACUCUCCAA
Molecule: messenger RNA, 881 nt
Organism: Ylistrum balloti
Lineage: Eukaryota; Metazoa; Mollusca; Bivalvia; Pectinida; Pectinidae
Product: eukaryotic translation initiation factor 3 subunit F-like
Exons: 8
Coding region: 1-825 (274 amino acids)
Biological process (GO): translational initiation
Cellular component (GO): eukaryotic translation initiation factor 3 complex, eIF3m
Molecular function (GO): translation initiation factor activity; metallopeptidase activity; translation initiation factor binding
Source: RefSeq, a predicted model, not a curated record